AUGGCGCACACAGGUUGUUCCAGGACCUACGAUCUGCUGAAACAACGCGCGUCUUGGCCGGGAAUGAAAAUGGACGUUGAGAAGUGCGUACUUUCGUGCCGACAAUGCCAGCUCAUGAAAACGGAUUGCCGAGGAAUGCAGCAGCAAACGAUAACGAUCCCGGUCUCGGAAAUUGAUGAACUGUGGUCGGUCGACGUGAUGGGGCCGUUUCCAUUGACCAGGCGUGGUAACCAGUACAUUUUAUUGAGGACGGAGCACUUCACGCGAUGGAUUGAGGCGACAGGCAUCCCGGAUCAACGGGCUAGCACCGUUACCCAUGCUGUCAUGAAUCACUUGGUAGCGGCUCACGGAAUCCCAAAGGCCAUCUUAACAGACCAAGGGCCGUGCUUCGAGAGUGAAGAAUUCCGGAACUGUUUGGAGAAACUUGGCAUCAAGAAAUUGCGCACCACCCCAUACCACCCGCAAACAAAUAACCUGCCGGAACGUAACAAUAGAACAAUCAAGGAGUGGCUAGCAGCAAAAGGUGGAGACUGGGAGGAAUCGUUGCCGCUACUGUUGCUGGCCCAUCGAGCAACCAAACAGGCUCCCACAAAGAAAUCACCAUUCCAGUUGAUGUACGGUCGACAACCUAGUCUACCUGUGGACCUAGAGAUUGGAAUGUGGCCAACUUGCCGUAUAUCUCCCGAGGCGACACGUAGUAACCGGAAGACCGCCAACCGCAACCUACAGGCGACUCAGGCGCUGAUGAUGGCGAAGUUCCAGACCAGCAAAGGUGGAAGGAAUAUCGAGUUUCAAAUUGGUUCGAAAGUGAAGUACAGGGACCAUCAACGCUACCCCACUUGCGGCCCAGGGGAAAGGAAACUCCUAGCGAAGUGGAAAGGACCGUACGAGGUACUCGACCGACGAGGCCCAGUGUAUACAAUCGCUCGGCAAGGUAAAUCGCGGAGGGUGAAUGCCAGCGAGCUGAGGAAGUGGUACGAAUUGGAGGAGGAAACACGCUCGUACAGUGAACAUCCCCGGCGGUCAGAAAAACUCCGACGGAAGGCAGCUGACGCGAAUCCUUUGGAGGGGGAGGAGUGUGGUGGAUUUAAGGUAGAUACUACUGAGCCGGAUAUAAGUAGUGUGGUCCAAGCUGACACACCAACAGCGAGCCGUGCCGACUUCCCCAAAGUUGAAGAUGACCUCAGGAUUACAGUUCCAUGUGCACGAAGAGUAAACACAGAGGCGAGCACCAGUUGGGAAACACUCUAUGGAAAUCACGCGGAUGAGCGGACGCCUCCAAAGUAA
Molecule: messenger RNA, 1287 nt
Organism: Dicrocoelium dendriticum
Lineage: Eukaryota; Metazoa; Platyhelminthes; Trematoda; Plagiorchiida; Dicrocoeliidae
Source: the annotation of a GenBank genome assembly